Talaromyces stipitatus ATCC 10500 is the source of this 1783-nucleotide messenger RNA. RefSeq names its product extracellular dihydrogeodin oxidase/laccase, putative. The coding region runs from base 92 to 1783 and encodes 563 amino acids. The record is from RefSeq and is a predicted model, not a curated record. Lineage: Eukaryota; Fungi; Ascomycota; Eurotiomycetes; Eurotiales; Trichocomaceae. Gene Ontology annotation, molecular function: oxidoreductase activity; copper ion binding. The transcript has 2 exons.
GCAACGCCCUCAAGCAGAAUCAACACGUAGUACGACAAUCUAUAUUGCAUUUUUAUAGGUUCUUCCGAGACUUUCUGCAAGAACCUUUGAUAUGGUUUUAAGGGGCAUUUUACUAUUGUCCUAUUUCUUGUUUGGCCUUCAUAUGGUAUUCGGAGCAGCAGUACAACCUUGUUCUGGAAAUACUGCCGCAGAUAGAUCCAAAUGGUGCACUUACAAUAUACACACGGAUUACUAUAAUGUGGUGCCAGAUACUGGUGUUACUCGGGAAUAUUGGUUCGAUCUUCGUGAUCGAGUCUUGGCCCCUGAUGGGAUUCCUCGAUAUACUCAAAGUAUCAAUGGCUCAAUUCCAGGGCCUACUAUACGCGCCAAUUGGGGCGAUGAAGUUGUCGUCCAUGUUCAAAACAAUUUUCAAAACUCCACCAACGGAACCAGUCUCCAUUUUCACGGCAUUCGGCAGAAUUAUACGAAUCAAAAUGACGGUGUAGUCUCUGUAACGGAAUGUCCUACUGCUCCCGGUCACAGGACCACCUAUAAGUGGCGUGCUGCUCAGUACGGGACUACGUUUUAUCACUCUCAUUUUUCGUUACAAGCAUGGGAAGGGGUUUUUGGAGCCAUUGUUAUUGAUGGUCCUGCAAGCGCAAAUUACGAUGUGGAUCAAGGUGCUCUCAUUUUAACCGAUUGGGGUCAUCAGACCCCUGAUGAGAUCUUUUAUCAUGAGUCAAGGCACCCAGGACCUACGUACCUGGAGAACGGUCUGAUCAAUGGUAUGAAUAUAUACAACAUUGGUGAUAAACAGGUUGGCCAAAGGUUUACUAUUGAAUUUCAACCUGGCACUUCCUACCGUCUUCGCCUCAUUAAUGCUGCUCUUGACACUCACUUUACCUUUUCCAUUGAUCACCAUACUAUGACUGUUAUAGCGGCGGACCUCGUCCCGCUCGAACCAUUUACGACAAAUGUUAUCACUAUAGGAAUUGGGCAACGGUACGAUGUUAUCGUUAAGGCAGACCAAGCUCGGAUUGCCCACGAAUUCUGGAUGCGGGCAGUACCCCAGAAUGAUUGCUCCCGAAAUAACAACACAGAGAACAUUAGAGGCAUCGUCUACUAUGGUGAGACUGUACAAGGUCAACCUUCCACAUCCGGCUACAACACCACAACAGGUUGUGUCGAUCAGACCGACAUCGCACCAAUUGUGUCAAAGUCUGUUUCCGAGGACUUUGUAUACUAUGCAAAUGAAGCAUUGACUAUUGGAAAAAAUACUGCCGGUCUAUUUGUUUGGCAAGUAAACGACGUGUCAAUGCAAGUUGAGUGGGAGAACCCUACCUUGCUGCAAAUUUAUAACAAUGUAACGGACUGGUCCAGUACCGAGGGAGUUAUACAACUCGACGAAGUUGACAAAUGGAUUUACGUUCUAAUACAGAGCAGUCUGCCAAUUUCACAUCCAAUGCAUUUGCAUGGCCAUGACUUCUUUGUUCUUGCCCAGGGAACAGGAGCUUACGAGCCUAGCGCAGCUGUGAGCAAUUUCGAUAAUCCACCGCGCCGAGAUACCGCUAUGCUACUAGCGGGGGGUUAUCUUCUCCUCGCAUUCCAGACAGAUAAUCCUGGGGCUUGGUUAUUGCACUGUCAUGUUGGAUUUCAUGCAACUGGGGGCCUUGCAGUCCAGUUUGUUGAACGAUACGACGAGAUUCGGGAUCUUAUUGACUAUGAGAGUCUUUCGCAAACAUGUAAAGCUUGGGACUCCUGGGAAAAGUCAAAAGGCUUGGUGGAAGUUGACUCUGGAAUUUAA